AUGCGAUCGGCGCAGGUGGGCGCGGCGAGCGGGUCACGGAAGAGGGGAAAGGGCAAGAUGAUAAGUGUUGAUGAGAUGGAAAGAGAGGUCCCUCGAGAUGGAUGUAGACCGAUGACACAGGAUGCACGGUGGAUGAAGGAGCUCGAGGCCGACGAGGCGAGAGGGGUGGGAAAGAAUUGGAAGGGUGAAGGGGGAGGGGGGGAGAGGGAGAUCAGAAGUGAGAGAAAAGAGGCCGGAACGGUCGAGUGCUAG
Messenger RNA from Penicillium oxalicum, 252 nucleotides. RefSeq lists its product as uncharacterized. Lineage: Eukaryota; Fungi; Ascomycota; Eurotiomycetes; Eurotiales; Aspergillaceae. The transcript has a single exon. Bases 1 to 252 code for a protein of 83 amino acids. The record is from RefSeq and is a predicted model, not a curated record.